CCUGGCUGGGACGUUUCCGCAUCGGUGUUCUGCUGCCAUAGGCUCGCGGGGUUGCCAGGGCUGCGGGACCGAAUGUUGGGCGGCGCGCGAGCCCUUCCAGCUCCAGCGGCGGUUGCAGAGCAUGGAGCUUGAGCUGGUUCACAUGCUGGAGCUGUCGGCCGCUGUCGCCCUUGCACUCUUGGUCUUGCUUGUGAUAACUGCACAUGUGACUGCCGUACAAAUGUCAAACCUCACUCUUGGAGAGAAAGAAAAAUUCUUCUGGAGUCUAAAUUCUGCUGGGAAGGAAUUGUUCCCCAGUAUUCAUGACCUUCCCACGAAAGAAUUGUCUGUUAUUGUCCCGUCUUAUAAUGAAGAAGAAAGAUUACCUCUGAUGAUGGAUGAGACAUUAGAAUAUUUGGAACAAAGACAGAAGAAAGACUCCUCAUUUACCUAUGAAGUGAUUGUGGUAGAUGAUGGCAGCAAAGAUGAAACAACCAAGGUUGCACUGAAUUAUUCCAAGGAGUAUGGAUCUGAUAAGGUCCGUGUACUAACAUUAGUAAAAAAUCGUGGGAAAGGUGGAGCUAUUAAAAUGGGUGUGAUGAGUUGCCGAGGAAGAUAUGUUCUAAUGGCUGAUGCUGAUGGAGCUACCAAGUUUGCUGAUAUUGAAAAAGUAGAAGCUGGCUUGAGAGGUCUCCAGCCAGGGCCAGAUAACAUGGCCAUCUCAUGUGGAUCUAGAGCUCAUUUGGAAAAGGAAACAAUAGCCAAACGUUCCUAUUUUCGAACCCUGCUCAUGUAUGGUUUCCACUUUUUGGUGUGGUUUCUGUGUGUAAGAGGAAUAAAGGAUACGCAGUGUGGCUUCAAGCUUUUGACUCGAGAAGCAGCUCAACGGACCUUCUCAACUUUGCAUGUAGAUCGCUGGGCUUUUGACGUGGAGCUCCUCUACAUAGCCCAGUGUUUAAAGAUUCCAAUUGCAGAAGUUGCUGUGCAAUGGACAGAGAUAGAGGGAUCAAAACUAGUUCCCUUCUGGAGCUGGUUACAGAUGGGUAGAGAUCUUCUCUUCAUUCGGCUACGUUACCUUACUGGUGCCUGGAAUCUGGAAAUGCCCAAGAAAGUCAACUAAGUUAUUGCACUGUAACUGUUCGUGAAGAUAGAAGAACGUAUCAAAUUACUGAAAUAUAAUCGAGACAUGGUGACACAAGAUGUUUUACUGUAAAUGGCAAAACAUUUUGUUGAUUCUGCAUUCAUAUUGCAGUUUAUUUUGUUUGUAAAUUGCACACUGGUGAAUAAAGGCUGUAUAGGCUGUAUUCUUGGUUAAA
Carcharodon carcharias (great white shark) is the source of this 1295-nucleotide messenger RNA. RefSeq names its product ALG5 dolichyl-phosphate beta-glucosyltransferase (gene alg5). The transcript has 10 exons. NCBI's taxonomy places the organism in Eukaryota, Metazoa, Chordata, Chondrichthyes, Lamniformes, Lamnidae. Gene Ontology annotation, cellular component: endoplasmic reticulum membrane. The record is from RefSeq and is a predicted model, not a curated record. Bases 122 to 1099 code for a protein of 325 amino acids.